AUGGAAACAAACAAGUCCUCCGGAAGUCAACGACCUGCUGAGAAUUCGGACCAGAGUCCUUCAGAAGUUCACUACGUAAACUUUCCCACAUUGGCUUCACACAAGUUAUUGUUGCAGGAACCUUUGACGCCUGAGGAGUUGCAAGCAAUAGAGAACGGCGCUCUUCCCGGAACCUACGAAGAGCUAGUCGCCCUUUCAAGCCAGUUCCCUAAUAUUCAUGAGAUGUUUAAUCGAAUAGUCAUAGAUCACAACCGUGGCUACGAGAACAUUAGUGUUUCAUCCAUGUCAACUGCCUCUGCCUCCCACCAGGCUGUUGUCGCGCCUGAGGCCCUCGGUCCGGCGACAGUGGGUCAUCUUUCGCAAUCACUUGCCUCUCCUGCUGGUCAUUCUAUCGCUGAAAGCAAUACUUUUAAUCAAUCCCCUCGCAGCGUUCAGGUUAAGCCUCCUAUCGUUUCCCAGGACACAUGCAAUGGAUUAUAUGGCAGGGGCGGCUGUAAGGCCCUCGUCUAG
Neurospora hispaniola is the source of this 510-nucleotide messenger RNA. RefSeq lists its product as uncharacterized. The record is from RefSeq and is a predicted model, not a curated record. Bases 1 to 510 code for a protein of 169 amino acids. The transcript has 2 exons. Lineage: Eukaryota; Fungi; Ascomycota; Sordariomycetes; Sordariales; Sordariaceae.